Messenger RNA from Sclerotinia sclerotiorum 1980 UF-70, 4989 nucleotides. RefSeq lists its product as hypothetical. The transcript is spliced from 9 exons. Lineage: Eukaryota; Fungi; Ascomycota; Leotiomycetes; Helotiales; Sclerotiniaceae. Gene Ontology annotation, biological process: phospholipid biosynthetic process. Gene Ontology annotation, cellular component: membrane. The record is from RefSeq and is a predicted model, not a curated record. Gene Ontology annotation, molecular function: phosphotransferase activity, for other substituted phosphate groups. Bases 1 to 4989 code for a protein of 1662 amino acids.
AUGUCUCAUCCUGUGGUUGGUUUCGCAGACCUGCCAAAUUCUAAAUGGCCAUCCAAGAACCCGUAUCGUCAACAACCAGACUCUUCCAACGACCCUAGAUCCAGAUCAACCUCUCAAGAUGUCGAAUUUCCUUCUUCAUCCAGCAAGCCAGCCCCAGUCAGGGCAGUGUUCCAUGAUCUGCACACUGCCCACUCUUCAAUCACAUCUGGUAAAAAGAGGACUUCAAGUGGACGACGUGCUAUUUCACACAAUCUCUUCGAGCCCCCCGAAAGAUGCGACUCGAUUCCCCUUCAGAAAAUAGAGAGAAAGAGAGGGACGAAUGUUGAAUCAUUUCUCCAAAAUAUACCGCUCCCGCCACCUCCCGCUGCUCUCUUCGGAGGACGUUAUGGAUCAGAUACAGAAAAUUCUACUCCAGUUCCUAGGUCAAGAUCACAACGUCGCUCGUCAAUAGUCAAGGGCGAACCUGGCUCUCUACUGUCCAACAUUAAGACCGCGCUUGCAACCAUAUCAUCACCCAUCACUCCAGAUACAAAAGAUGAAGAGGACAAAACUUCGCAUUGGCCGAAAGAGAAUCCCAACAUUCCAAAGGGAACAUUUGGAAAGAAAUCCUCAGGAUAUAUGGAGCUUCUCAAAGAAAAUGAUGAAAGAGGUCCAUAUACACCAGAAGCACGAAAACAGGGUCGUGGUGGUAAUGACGAAGACAAGUCAAGUAUUAGAUAUCAAGGAAAUGACUUUUCUAUAUACCACUCCAAACUCGGCGAAGCACCGUCGGGUUCCCUACCACCAAGCAGCAAUGAUGGAGAUAGUCUAGGCGACCUUACACGUAAAAAAUCUUACAACCCGGCACGACAUUCUUUGUAUACACCAUAUCAAGGCGAAAUACAAUCACCAAUACGUAAGAGUUCUUCCGACACGACGCCUCAGAGACACAGUUAUGAUAUUCAAAGAGCUACUAGCACUGUUGGUAAUAUCUAUAAGCACUAUCUUCACUCGAGUGGAAGAGGGUUUGAAUCCGAUAGCGAAGAAGAGGUAGACGAAGAAAGCCCUUUAAGAGGAGAUAUCGCCGCUAAAAGUUCCAAUCACCAAAAUUACUUCAAUGAAUUUGACCUAGACACGAGAUUAGACUCUGGAGAAAUGUUGCCACCAGCUCUUAAUAUCAAGAAGCAACGGAAGGUUGUUAGGGUACGCGGAGAGUCAAAUGGUCAGCCACCAACCCGUACCUUGCCUGAAGUACCUAUUCUUGCUGUGCCAACAAUUGCUCCAAGCAUUUCUCAAGGAAUUGGCCAAACAUCUUCUUACGGUGACACACACAAAUUGCUUGAACUCACUCAAACAACAACCAAGGCUGGAUCUCGAAAAGCUUUGAUACAGAGAACUAAUAGUGUGAAUUCUGAUGGAGAUGACUCUGAAGCAGACAUUGCUGCACAGCUGCACGUACCUUCAUUCCCAUUCGCCACACCCAAGGUUCAGCCCACGCCAAAAGUCAUAAUAUCUCCAGCAGAUGAUCCUUCAGUGUAUGGGGACGAUCCACACUGGACAGACCCAGUUAUCUUGCGACAGCCACUGGAGAGAGAAGUUAGCAAGGCCCUCCGUCGUGCCAGUGGUUAUAGUGUCUAUAGCAUGGAGAGCGUAUCAACGUCAUUCACGGGUCAGAAUGAGCAUCCUCGACCUCAAAGACCUGGAUUAAAUUUCUCAAGAAAGCUCAAUGUGGAAGACACACCUCCAUCAGAUUCUGGAAGCCUUAGCACUGAGCAAAGAGAGUUUGUAGCACAGGCGCAGGCGUUCUACGAUCGUGGAGCAAUUGCACCUAACUGGGUUACUGCCCAGCAUCAAAACGUUGUCCGUAUUCCAAUUAGUCACAGCGUUAAUCUUCCCGACUCUCCUCCAGAAUCCCCGUAUGAUCGACCUCAUGAAUCAUCCGAGAAACAUACCACUCCCACCGAGGCGGAAGAUUGGGAAACUGUAGCAGACAGCGCUGCGGGACCCUUUGGCCGUUCUAAGCCGAACGAGCCAAUGAUGAUGGGGGGUCUUGUCAACAGAGCAGGAAGCAGCAUUGCAGAUAAUUCAGAUGAUGGCACAGAGAGCACCGAGCCUCUACGUAUCGAUGAGUACGGAUCUUCGGAACGUAUUGCACAUCAUCCUGGCAAUGUUGAAUACUACGGAGACUAUCGUCAAAGAGAUCUAAAAAAGUCUCACAUUCCUGUGUUUCUACCUGUCUUCAGAGAGCACAAAGUCAACGGCUAUCUUGCAGAUUCAAACAGAACCCGGCCACCUCAAAAUAACUACAACUACAAUCCACAACCUCUUAGUAAAGCUCAUACUAAUCCUUUCAAAUCCCCUCCGCCGAAGAUGAAGCCAUCUCGUGGUCAAAAUCAUGUUAUAUUCCCACCGUCUCUUCAUACAAGUGAGGAAAGUGCAGACUUUACAAGUUCUAAUCAAGGCCAACAAAUUUCUUCUAGUAUCCGAGGACAUGUGGAUGAACGCUUGAGAUUUGACUGGACAGGUGACGUGGGUGAGCCAGGACUAGCGUUAGGUGGUUUUAAUGAUGAUAUACCACCAUUGAACAAGAAGCGUUCGAGUUCGUGGCAAUAUGUGUUAGCGCUUGGCGAGAAAAUAGCCAGCCCAAAGAGAGAGCCAAUGGCAACAAUAUCAAAAAAUGCUACCAAACACAAGGAAAUUCAAAUAGAAUUGAAAACCGCCGGUGAUCCAAAGCCUCAAGAUCACAAACGUUUCAUAAAAGGUCCACCAGGGGCCUUUUAUAGAGACCUUCACAUGAAUUCCAAGCAUGAACCGAGGCGUGUGAGUUUGAUUCAAGCAAACAGACCUGGUAAAUUUCCCACACAAAACAAUAACACGAAGGAUUAUCCAACAAAUGCCCUUCGCCCUCUUGCACUUUUAGCAUCUACCAAUAAUGCAGCUUCAACCUUUGAGAGCCGUCCGACAGUAGAGCAACCAUCAACACCCGUUCGAGGUCAUACUCACAGGGGUACGCAAAGCGAUAACACCAAUGAUUUCAUUUAUAGGUCCCCUCUUGCUCCUCCUAAGCGUCCAAGCUGGCAGGAUUUGUACAGUCCUCAUCAGUUGCAGGAAAUUCGAGAUGCUGCAAAAUCCGAUGGUUUCUUCGAAUCUCAACCUGUACUUGGUGAUAGCGCUCGUGAUUCUCGAGGAAACACAUGGAAGCAUUUAUUCGAAAACCCGAAAUUAUCUCCUUGGUCUCAAAACCCUGCUCAUAUCAUCCUUGAGGCUCGUCGCAAAAGAAACAUCUCAAUCUUGGUAUUGACCUUAUGUAAUCUAUUCCCUCCGAUGUUAUUGCUGGAAAGUAACGAGAGGAGAGAAGCGAGUGGUUUCAGCAAUAUGGCUGAAUGGGAUGAGCGAUGGCUUGUUAUUAUAUGUGCUCCAUGUUUUAAAAAUAUCAGGGAUCGAGUAGAUGGGUGUAUGGGAUACGAGUGUAUGGGAUAUGGGUAUACGGGUAUACGAUAUACGAGUAUAUGGGUAUGGGAACGUGGAAGGAAAGACAGAAAGGAUAGUGCGACCAAGAUCUGCCUACCAAGGUAUUUAAGCCAUCCUUUCAAAUCACCCACCUACCUCCUACUUUUUUAUUCGCUCGGGAGGAAGCGCAUUCCGCCCACCACCGAAAAUAUUCGCGACAAGAUCGAUUCCGUGCUGGCUGUGAAUACGGCGUCAGCAAGUAAUUUUAAAGAUACUAAGGUGUUGCCCUUGCCGGUUACGACACCUAAGACGCCGAGGGUGAAGGGGUUGAGGGAGAGAGUGGAGGAUUUGGAGGAGAUGGUGACGAGUAUGAAAGAAGCAGCGCAUGAGUGCGUGUCGGAAGAAGCGCUCGUUCAUCUGAAAUCAUACAAAUAUUCGAGCGUGGAUAAGAGUUUGAUUUCGAAUUAUAUCUUGAAACAUUAUUGGAAUGGCUUCGUCGAAUUAUUACCAUUAUGGAUUGCGCCAAAUAUGGUAACAUUGUUGGGAUUCUUUUUCAUUCUCAUUAAUGUUAUCUUUUUGGAGCUCUUCAUGCCGGAUUUGGUUGGACCUGGGCCGUCAUGGUUAUAUUACAGUUUUGCCUUCGGUCUAUGGAUGUAUUCAACAAUGGACAAUGUAGAUGGAAAACAAGCGAGAAGAACCGGAACAUCUAGCGGUCUAGGUGAACUCUUCGACCAUGGAAUCGAUUCUCUAAAUUGUACACUUGCAUCACUUUGCGAAACGGCUGCUAUGGGUUUAGGUACAUCAAGAGCUGGAAUCUUCACCGCAUUGAUUCCAUGUUUACCCAUGUUCUUUUCAACUUGGGAAACAUAUCAUACACAUACAUUAUACUUGGGAAUUUUCAAUGGACCUACAGAAGGAUUAAUCUUGGCUUGUACGAUCAUGAUCCUAAGUGGAUAUUAUGGACCAGAAAUUUGGACACAUCGAAUCACGGAUUUAGUCGGUCAUCAUUAUUUCCUCGGAUAUCAUGAAUUUUUCGGUUCUUAUUCCGUUAGAGAUCUCUGGGUACCAAUUCUCGUCGUCUCAUUAUUCGGUAUUCAUGUUCCUUUCUGCGUUAUAAAUGUGGUUAAAGCAAGGAGAAGAGAUAACUUGCCUGUUUUACCGGUUUUCCUCGAAUGGACUCCUAUGGCCGUGUUUACUUUCAGUAUUGGUGCUUGGCUUUUCUCUCCAUACUCAACACUCAUGGCGGAAAAUCGUUUGGUCCUUUUCUGUCUUACAAUGAGUUUUGUCUUUGGAAGAAUGACAACAAAGAUUAUUUUGGCACAUCUUACAAGGCAACCAUUUCCUUACUGGACAGUUAUGCUCACACCACUUGUUGGAGGCGCUAUUCUCGGUAAUCUCCCACGAUUUGGUUUACCAGCUAAGUUGGAGGAGAUUUAUAGAAAUCAAGAAAUGGAGAAGAGAUUGGAGAAGAGGGGUUUGGAGGUUAAUGGGAAGAGAACACCUAGUGGAAGUGGAUCGAAGAGUCCGAUUGGAAUGCCAAAUGGGAAGAGGGCUGAUUAG